UCCUAGGUUUUGUACACCUGGCAGGGCUAUUUGUCCACGAUAUAAAAACCCACGAUAUAAAAACACCUGGCAGGGCUAUUUGCCCACCUAUUUACUUCGACCCUGACCUAAGGAACCCGACAUGGGAAGCCAGCUCAGCUUCAGCCCCCGCCGCCCAUUUUCACGUCGAGUUCCCCGAUCCGUAGCCGGUCGGGACGGGUGCACGGCGUCUACGGCCUUUUUUCACCAUACCGCCCUGAUUUACAACCUGUACAUUUUUCACCACCCCGGGGCAACAUCUCCGGUUACUCCGACGGUGUUGCAGACCCGACAGCUACCGAUAGCCCCGACGUGUCGGCUACACGUGGCCACCGAUGAAAGCUUCCCGCUCGUCCUCAACAUUCAGCUGCGGCGCCAUGCCCCCGCUUCUCUACGCCCCCCUCGCCGCCCCACCUCGAGUCUGCUGUUGCCGAAUUCUGGAAAAGACUACUUCGUGGCGUUGGUUUCACGGCUUCACGCGCCCCGGAGCCGGUUUGAGCGGUUUCACGGCUUCAGCGCGCGUUUUCCGGCCUAUUGCCCAGAUUCCCGACCGUGCCAAAUUCCGCCGUCUAUUACAUGCGGGCAAGGAAAAUUUUGAGGUUGAGGAAGCUGUAGGCAGCAGGGUUUUGUAUGAGGCGGCUGAAAAAGAGAACUGAACAACAAAGGACAGAGCUGUUGAUGUUGAUUGUUGCUGCCGAAAAACAGCGCGUGAAAAAAAGCGAGUAAGUACGUAGUACGGUGUGGUGAAAAAAGGAGGAAACAGAAGUAGAAGUAAAAAUAAAAAGCUGUAUGAAAUUUAUUUUAGUACUUACGCUUGGCCGGCGUCCAGACCAAGUUUUAGAAGACAAGAAAACUUUACUAGCGCCUCCGAUUGUACGUCGGUGCUACCCCUAGACGUAACACGCCGCGCCACGCUAUAUAAACGGGGGCGAUAGUUUAAGUACACUAUGCCAAAAAGGCCUAGCUUAGUCCUCCCCCCGGUGAUCUUGCUCGGCACUGGAGCCCCAGGUU
This is a messenger RNA of Amoebophrya sp. A120, 1029 nucleotides long. The record is from the annotation of a GenBank genome assembly. NCBI's taxonomy places the organism in Eukaryota, Dinophyceae, Syndiniales, Amoebophryaceae.